Messenger RNA from Malus domestica (apple), 6535 nucleotides. RefSeq names its product lysine-specific histone demethylase 1 homolog 3-like. Lineage: Eukaryota; Viridiplantae; Streptophyta; Magnoliopsida; Rosales; Rosaceae. Gene Ontology annotation, molecular function: protein binding; oxidoreductase activity. The record is from RefSeq and is a predicted model, not a curated record.
GUGUCGGGCCAAAAAUUCCUCCCCAAUACGUUCCCUUUUUUUAUGUUCCUUUUCUUUUUAUUUCCACGCUGUUUAAUUUCUCCCGCGGCGCACUUUAUACAGCAGACCUUCCCAAUUUUCCUACGCGACGCUAACGUGCGCACUUCACUCCCUUCGACGAAUCCAUUAACGACGCCGCGGCAGAGCUCCGCCGCACGCAGAAUUUCUCGAUUGAGGUCUUAGAGUAGAGGGAGGCCAUUGGCAGGGGCGGAGAGGAGCUUACUCGUUGGCAGAAGCUUAUCGAGGAUUUGAAUUUUGCAAGUUUUAGAAUUGUGAAUGUUUGUGAUUGUCUGCGAUUUGAUGCGUGUUCGGAUUUCUAGGUGUGGUUUCAAUUUAUGAUGAUUGUAGCUGAAUUGCUCAAGGGCGGGGUGCAUGUGAAUCAUGAACUUUAAUUUUUUACCAAUAGAGAAGUGGAAGGUGAUGAUUGGUUACCCUGAUUUGGGCACUGAAGCUGGAUUAGGGUUAUGAAGGACUCCGUUUUCGUAAAAAGAUAUGGUUGACAAAAUGGAUGGGGAGGAGAAGAAGUCCGGCCUUCAGAUACGAUCGAAGUUUGUCAAGGCGAAUAUGGUUGAUUCUGAGGAUGAUGAGCCAAUUGGGUCACUUUUGAAGUUGAAGAGGCAGAGAAACCUUAAGAAGGUUAAGGGUGGCGGUGAAAGGGGCAAGAUGGUUGACGAUGAAGAAGAGAAUUUGGGGGGCCUGGAUGAUACUUUGGCUAGUUUGAGGAAGAAGUUGAAGGGUCCCAAGAAAGAUUAUGGGACUGGAACUAUGAGGGGAAGGAGUUUUGCUUUGGAUGGUGUACAGUCUGUGGAUCAGUCCUCUAAUGAGCAUGUGGACGACAGGGGUUUGGAUGGAAAAUCAGCGUCAAGGGUUUUAGAGAAAGAUCCUGUUAUGGGUGAUGAUGGAUCUGAUGUGACUAUCAAUAUAGAGGUAGAAAACAAGCUUAAUGGAAAGGGAAAGAGACCCAAGAUUUCAGGGUCUCUGGGAUUUGGGGAAGGUUCUAAUUGCCUUUUGGAUCAUCAUCCGGAAGAUUCAUUAUCAGCAUUUUCCCGGAAGUCACAAUCUGGUUUGAUUAUGAAUUCUCGUGCCUCUUCAAUUCCCAAAGAGAAGAGUGGUUCUAAGGUUUUGGAGGAUGGGUUGAACACCAUGCCUUUGGCUGGUUCAAAUCAAUUGGAUUCAGCCUCUGAUCAGUGUAAGGAAGAUGAAAGUCAAAGUUUUGAUGACAGAGCCUCUAACCGUCACAGGGAAAAUCAAGAGACAUUCAAUGAUAAAAAGCAUAAAAGGCCCUACAAAGUCGUUUCAGAAGAUCGAGUUCCUCUCUACUCACAUUCAGGAUUUGAUUCCAAAUUGAUUAAAAAUGAAGCCAUAGUGGAUCCUUCUGGUUCAAAUUUUCAAGAGGGACCAUGCAGCUCAGAUGAAGUUAAUGAUGGAGACAAAAAACAUUUGACACAGCAAAUGCAAACUUUUGAGGAUGGAUUGAAGAACUGCUCUAUGGGAGGUAAUUGUAAUGGUCUAAUUUCUUACACUAAGAAUCUUGGCCUUGCUUCUGGUCCUUUGCGGGAUGAAAAUGAUGUUCCAAAUCAUGAUCAUCUUAUCACUAGUGAAGAGGCUGAUGAAAAUGAGAGUUUCCCAGAAGACACAGUAUCUCUACCAGAUGUUGAAAACAAAAACACUAAGCUAUCAGCUGUCCAGCGUGUGGGGCGCAUUGUUAGAAAGCGUAGGCAUGGAGACAUGGCUUAUGAGGGGGAUGCUGAUUGGGAGGUAUUGAUAAAUGAUCAAAGUUUGAACAGUGACAAUUUGAGAGUGAAGUUUGAUUCCUCUUCAAGUAUCGGUACAGAGUCUGAAAGUGGUGAGGCUGCAGCAGUGUCUGCUGGUCUUAAAGCUCAUGCAGUUGGUCCUGUUGAGAAGAUCAAAUUCAAGGAGAUCUUGAAGCGCAGAGGUGGGGUUCAGGACUAUUUGGAAUGCAGGAAUCAGAUCCUUGCUCUGUGGAAUAAAGAUGUUAGUCGAAUUUUGCCUCUCGCUGACUGUGGGGUAACAUAUACUGCUUGUGCGGAUGAACCACCUCGUGCUUCCCUAAUUAGGGAUAUUUAUACAUUCCUCGAUCUCAGUGGCUAUAUAAAUAUUGGAAUUGCUCGUGAGAAGGAUAAAGCAGAAUCUGGUCCCAAGCAUGACUAAAUUCUGAGAGAAAAAAAUUUUGAGGAAAUUUUUGGGGUUUCAGUUGCUGAUUCAGAGGAUGGAGUUUCCUUUAUCACAGGCCAGGUUAAGAGUUCUAGAACUAAAACUGAUGCGAAGAGUGGUGUCAUAAUUAAAAGCGACAACUCGACUCAUGAAGUCACAAAAGACAACGGGCUUGUAACCACAGCGGCGUUGGAAUUGUCCAAUACAAAAAACCAUGCUGAGUGUGAGGCUGAUCAUCCGGAAAACACCAGUGUUGAUGCAAGGUUACAAAGUAAAUUGGACAAUAUGGAUGUUUCAAGUAGUGAUCCAAUUAGUGAGACAUUGGGUGAUGGAGGCAUCCCUCUUGAAACUCCAGAGUUAAAGAAUGUAUCACACAGUACUCAGUGUGCAUCACAAGAUCAUGCAGUGAGGAAUAAUAAUCCGCAAUGCGGUCUGGAAGUGAAAAAGAAAAUCAUUGUCAUAGGUGCUGGUCCUGCUGGAUUAACUGCUGCACGCCACUUGCAACGUCAGGGCUUUUCAGUCACUAUAUUGGAAGCUAGGAGUAGGAUAGGGGGCCGUGUUUAUACAGACAGGUCAUCUCUAUCAGUUCCUGUGGAUCUUGGUGCUAGCAUUAUAACUGGUGUUGAGGCUGAUUGGGCGACUGAAAGACGACCAGACCCCUCCUCUUUGGUUUGUGCACAGCUGGGCCUUGAGUUGACUGUCUUAAACAGUGAUUGCCCUCUUUAUGACAUUGCAACAGGGAAGGUUCCUGCAGAUCUGGAUGAAGCAUUGGAAGCAGAGUUCAACAGCCUUCUUGAUGACAUGGUAUUGCUUGUUGCACAGGAGGGAGAACAGACAAGAAUGUCUCUCGAGAAAGGUUUGGAACAUGCCCUCAAGAGGCGUCGUAUGGCAAAAACAUCAACUAGUGUUGAAGAAAAAGAACUGCAUGAUUUAAUGGAUGGUUUCAUUGAUGCCAAAAAAAAUAUUGAUAGAGAAGAAAAGUUGUCAAAAGCUAGAGCUUUGAGCCCUCUUGAGAGGAGGGUCAUGGAUUGGCAUUUUGCCAAUUUGGAAUAUGGUUGUGCUGCUCCGCUGAAGGAGGUCUCUCUCCCCAACUGGAACCAGGAUGAUGUUUAUGGUGGCUUUGGAGGAGCUCACUGCAUGAUUAAAGGGGGUUACAGCACUGUUGUCGAGUCUCUUGGAGAAGGACUUCACAUUCACUUGAAUCAUGUAGUCACUGAUAUUUCAUAUGUCACCAAAGACGCUGGAUUGAACACUAACCGGUGUAACAAAGUCAAGGUUUCCACAUCUAAUGGCAGCGAUUUUUCAGGAGAUGCGAUUUUGAUUACAGUGCCUCUUGGGUGCUUAAAAGCAGAAACCAUCAAAUUUUCCCCACCAUUGCCCCACUGGAAACAUUCUUCCAUUCUGCGGCUUGGGUUUGGAGUUCUUAAUAAAGUAGUUUUGGAAUUUCCAGAUGUCUUUUGGGAUGAUUCUGUGGAUUACUUUGGAGCAACUGCUGAGGAAACAGAACUGAGGGGCCAGUGCUUUAUGUUCUGGAAUGUCAAGAAAACCGUCGGGGCUCCUGUUCUCAUAGCCUUAGUGGUUGGUAAGGCAGCUAUAGAUGGGCAAAAUAUGAGCUCUUCUGAACAUGUUAACCAUGCGAUAGUGGUUCUUCGUAAAUUGUUUGGAGAGGCUUCAGUACCUGAUCCUGUUGCAUCAGUUGUGACAGAUUGGGGUAAGGAUCCUUUCAGCUACGGUGCCUACUCAUAUGUUGCUGUUGGAGCUUCGGGGGAAGAUUAUGAUAUACUAGGGAGACCUGUUGAGAACUGCCUAUUUUUUGCUGGUGAAGCUACCUGCAAGGAGCAUCCUGACACUGUUGGUGGUGCGAUGAUGAGUGGCCUCCGGGAGGCAGUGCGUAUAAUUGACAUACUGACUACUGGAAAUGAUUAUACAGCAGAAGCAGACGCCAUUGCAGGUAUUCAGAGACAAUCAGAUUCUGAAAGGGCUGAAGUUAGAGACAUAACAAGGAGACUUGAUGCAGUUGAACUUUCAGAUGUCCUUUACAUGAACAAGGAGGCCCUACUCCAGGACAUGUUCUUUAAUGCAAAGACUACCAAAGGAAGGUUGCAUCUGGCCAAAGAGUUAUUGAGUCUUCCUGUUGAAACCUUGAAGUCCUUUGCUGGCACCAAAGAAGGGCUGACUACUCUCAACUCGUGGAUACUGGACUCGAUGGGGAAGGCUGGGACUCAACUCUUGCGGCAUUGUGUUCGGCUUCUUGUGCUUGUUUCAACGGACCUACUGGCUGUGCGCUUGUCUGGCAUUGGGAAAACUGUACGAGAAAAAGUUUGUGUACAUACAAGCCGUGAUAUACGUGCCAUAGCAAGUCAGCUGGUUAAUGUGUGGCUUGAAGUUUUCCGCAAGGAAAAAGCUUCCAAUGGUGCGUUGAAGUUGUCAAGGCAAGCAACUGCUGCAGAUGCAUUGAGGAGAAAACCAAUUAAAGAUCCAUCUUCUGGUAAGCCGCCUCUACACACAUUUCAUGGUGAUUUAGAGCACAAAGGAAGCUUACAGGAUUCAGCAUCGACCGCAAGCCAUUUGCCUUUGAAUGCAAAUGGUAAGAAAGUGAAUGGCAAACCCAUUAAGGGUGAAACAGCAAAUUCCUCAAAAUCAGAGAUUAAUUCAUCAAGGUUUCGAGGUUCAACUGGUAGACCACAUUCUGAGCUAAAGGAGAAUGACGUUGCUGUGACAGAAGCAGAACAAGCUGCCAUUGCUGCUGCUGAAGCAGCCCGUGCAGCAGCACUUGCAGCUGCCGAGGCAUAUGCAUCUUCAGAAGCCAAGAGUGGUACUCUGCUUCAGCUUCCCAAGAUUCCCUCAUUUCAUAAGUUUGCUCGACGGGAGCAGUACCCUCAAAUGGAUGAGUAUGAUUUUAGGAGGAAGUGGUCAGGUGGUGAUUUGGGUAGACAAGAUUGUAUAUCAGAAAUAGACUCAAGAAACUGCAAAGUUAGGGACUGGUCUGUUGAUUUCUCUGCCACUUGCGUCAAUAUUGAUAGUUCAAGAAUGUCAGUCGAUAACCUCUCCCAGCGGAGCAAUCCAAAUGAGACUGGUAGUCAAACAAAUAUCCGAGAGCACUCAGGAGAGAGUGCUGCUGUCGACAGCAGUAUUUAUACAAGAGCAUGGGUCGAUACAGCUGGUAGUGCCGGGAUAAAGGAUUAUCAUGCCAUUGAGAUGUGGCAAUCUCAAGCAGCUGCAGUAGACCCUGAUUUCUUCCAUCCAGAACCGUAUAUACAUGAUGAGGAAGGUUCAAAUACAACUUCAAGAAAACACAGCUGGAAGCAUGAAGGACAUGUAAAUGAGGGCUCUGUUUCCCAAGUUACCGUGAACAAGGAGUCGUUAAAAAAUCAUCAUCGAGGAGCAGAUAAUAUUAAGCAGGCUGUUGUCGAUUAUGUGGCAUCAUUGCUUAUGCCCCUUUAUAAAGCUAAAAAGAUAGAUAGAGAGGGAUACAAGUCAAUCAUGAAGAAAAGUGCUACCAAAGUCAUGGAGCUCGCCACAGACUCAGAAAAAGCCAUGGCUGUUUAUGAGUUUCUUGAUUUCAAGCGCAGGAACAAGAUCCGUGCUUUUGUGGAUAAAUUGAUUGAGAGGCACAUGGCAGCAAAACCCACAGUGAAAUCUUGAUGGUCCCUUGGGUUAAUGGACCUGUGUUUGUGCAUGACUUCUGUACAGUACAUGCGUAAGUCUGUUGUUCCCGGAUGAAUUUACAGCAUAAGCUGGAAGUGGUGGCGCACAGAUAGAAUCAAAUUAGAUCUUAAUGAAACUGCCAACAAGCACUUUUGUGAUUUGGAAGGAGCAAUGGAAGAAAGGCAUGGGGUUUGUUGCCUGUCAAUCCGGGCAUCAUGGAAUGCAAUUAUCGUUGGUCAAUGCAAUUAUCGUUGGUCAGUGCAACGGGGACAAACCAUUUUGGAUACAAAUCUAAGUUAACGAAUUUGCUCAAAGCAGGUUGCUGUGUCCAUUUCAGUUACGUGCAUCAACUUGGUAUGGAGAUGAUAGUAGAUUGCAUUUAGAAGUUGGCUUGUCGUCCAUCAAGGAUGUAUUUCUAGGGCUGAAAAAUUAAGACCCUAUUUUUCAUUCAGGGAUCCUCAACGAGGACAAACUAAUUCCUGACUUUUUUUUCUUUUAUCAUUUUUCCAAUGUGUACAGAGUAGGAUUGUGUUAGCUCAACAAGAAUACAGAACAUUUUUCCAUGCUGGCCAAAGUACUUUAAUAUGUUAUGGUUACGCUUUUGGUUUUACAGAAUCACUAACUUCACAUUUGCUCACAAUUAAAUUGAAUGAAGGAGUUGCAUAUUUCUCUA